Molecule: messenger RNA, 1234 nt
Organism: Acaromyces ingoldii
Lineage: Eukaryota; Fungi; Basidiomycota; Exobasidiomycetes; Exobasidiales; Cryptobasidiaceae
Product: putative GLN1-glutamate--ammonia ligase
Exons: 7
Coding region: 90-1157 (355 amino acids)
Cellular component (GO): cytoplasm
Molecular function (GO): glutamine synthetase activity
Source: RefSeq, a predicted model, not a curated record
CCCGUUCAUAACUUCUUCCACCACCACAACCCCCAUUUUCAUCACCACCCGCACAGCUCCCUCUUGCCGAUCUCUGCACUUUCGACAUCAUGGCUGUUCCCUUCCUCAAGAACCAGAGCCUUCUGGCUCCCUACAUGCAGCUCGACCAGCGGGGAAAGGUCCAGGCUGAGUACAUCUGGAUUGAUGGCGAUGGCGAGAUUCGCUCCAAGACUACGACUCUUGACUCCAAGCCCAAGGCUGUCUCGGACCUCAAGGAGUGGAACUUUGACGGCUCUUCGACCAACCAGGCUCCCGGCGACAACUCGGACAUUUACCUCCGCCCUGCUGCCAUCUACCCCGACCCCUUCCGUGGCGGCGACAACAUCAUUGUCCUGGCCGAGUGCUGGAACAACGAUGGCACGCCCAACAAGACGAACCACCGCGCUAACUGCGUGAAGGUCAUGAAGCAGGCCGAGAAGGAGAAGCCUUGGUUCGGAAUCGAGCAGGAGUACACGCUCUUUGACAUCGAUGACAAGCCCUACGGCUGGCCCAAGGGAGGUUUCCCUGGCCCUCAGGGCCCUUACUACUGCGGUGUCGGUGCCGGCAAGGUCUACGCCCGCGACAUCAUCGAGGCUCACUACCGCGCCUGCAUGUACGCUGGUGUCGAGAUUUCGGGCAUCAACGCUGAGGUCAUGCCUUCGCAGUGGGAGUUCCAGGUUGGUCCUUGCGAGGGCAUCAAGAUGGGCGAUGACAUGGUCAUGGCCCGCUUCCUCCUCACCCGGGUUGCCGAAGAGUGGGGCGUUAAGGUCUCGCUUCACCCCAAGGCCGUUCCCGGCGACUGGAAUGGUGCCGGCUGCCACACCAACUACUCGACCGAGUCGAUGCGCCAGAAGGGCGGCAUGAAGGCCAUCGAGGCUGCCAUUGAGAAGCUGAGCAAGCGUCACGCCGAGCACAUUGCCGUCUACGGCACGGACAACGACCAGCGUCUGACCGGCAAGCACGAGACGGGCCACAUCGGCAGCUUCUCGUCGGGCGUUGCCAACCGUGGCGCCUCGAUCCGUAUUCCCCGACAUGUCGCCGCUCAGGGAUAUGGCUACCUUGAAGACAGGCGGCCGGCAUCAAACAUCGACCCGUACCAGGUCACCGACAUCAUGGUGACGACGACGCUCCUCAUGUAAAGACGAUGAAAUCGUCAGUCGCCAUUUUUCAAAGCUCUUCGAAAUUUUUAUGUGAAGAAAUGGGUAUUUUGUGCUGC